Messenger RNA from Dicentrarchus labrax (European seabass), 4398 nucleotides. It is a transcript of the gene hps3, whose product is annotated as HPS3 biogenesis of lysosomal organelles complex 2 subunit 1. The record is from RefSeq and is a predicted model, not a curated record. Gene Ontology annotation, cellular component: cytoplasm. Bases 243 to 3452 code for a protein of 1069 amino acids. NCBI's taxonomy places the organism in Eukaryota, Metazoa, Chordata, Actinopteri, Moronidae. The transcript has 25 exons. Gene Ontology annotation, biological process: organelle organization.
GUCCACUUCCUUCUCUUACGGCGUGAAAUCAAUAAACUGCAGCGGUGAAAACUGAAGUCGGAAGAGAGAAGAAAACCGAAGAGCCGACGGCUGAAGGGUCCUGCUGGAUGAAGCCUCCAAGAAACUCAGAUGAAGCGGGGUGUGGGGGGGUUAUAGACUUCAAAAUAAGAGAAAAGCAGCAGUAAACAAUUAGUUAAAUAUCCACCCUGGAUCGAAUCUGCUCUCAAAGAGGUGAACCAAACAUGGUGCACGUCUACAACUGCCAUCCGUUCUCCUCACAGCAGAUAGUGCAGGUGGAGCAGGAGCCUGGACUGGUCUGCUGUGGAGGUGGAGCGCUGUUUGUGGUGGCUACCGGAGGAUGCAAGGUGGAGGCCUACAGUGUGGAGAAGGAGGGGUGCCCUCUCAUCUGUCGCUUCGCCACCAUGGGCACUGUGAAGAGCAUCCAGCACAGCAAGAUAGGAGAUUACCUGGUGACCAUUGAGGAAAAGAACAGCGCCACCUACCUGAGAAUCUACACUAACUGGCGCUACCAGGCGGAGGAGAAGGCCCGUGUCGGGGUGCGUUUGUUGGGCCACCUGCUGCGUGGCGCGUCUGUGCGGGGUGGAGUCCAGAUGGAGAUCAUUGAGAUCCCUCUGUCAGAGCGUCCUGUUGCUGUGGCGUGUUGCUCCGUAACAGGAGACCUUCUGGUCGGAUGCGAGAACACCCUGGUUCUGUUUACGUUGAGGAGACAGAACCAGCAGAGCCUGCAGAAUCAGAGUCAGCAGAUCCUUCAGAGCACCUGGCCGAACACGCAGCAGAGCUCCAGUCAGAGUCAAGGUCAGACCUCAAGUUCAAACCAGAAUGUUUCCAUCCUGGAUUUUGAGCGCUCGGUUAUCCUGCAUCUUCCGAAAAUCAAGCCUAAACGGGUGGCGCUGUGUGGAGGAUAUGUGGCAGUGCAGACGGAGCUGGAGGUGCUAGUACUGAAACUGGAUGAAUCCUCCGAACCUAAAACCGCGGAAGAAUCAUCGGACACAAAUAAAGCAGAUCAUCUAGAAGACCAGGCUGACUUUCUGCUCCUUCCGAGACAUCAGGAGCUGCUCGGUGAUCGAGCUAAAGACUGCGACAUCGCUGUCACCAUUGAAAAGACUGGGCUGGAAGACAGAGGACAAUACACACUGUCAUACAUUCUCUUCAGGCGUUUCACUCCAGACUUCUUCCAGGGCUGCAGUGUGGAGGAGACUCAGCUCCACUCCCUACAGCUCUACCCGCUGUUCACCAGUACUCAGUCAGCGUCUCUGGAGGAACCAGCAUGUGUGUUUUGCUUCUUCUCUCUACCCAACGCCGGCUACCUGUACAGUCUGAAGGGUGGUGUGGAGCUCCUCUCAGUCUAUCAGUAUCCAGAGAAGGUCCUGGAGGCGGUGCUAACAGACUACCUGCUGCACGUCAUAACCAAGAAUGCAUUGCAGUGUUUCACGGUGCGCUGUGCAGCAGUAACAGCCAGGAUCGAAGACCCCUACAUCGAUACCACCAUGAAGGCCUGUCCACCCUGCAGCCUGGAGGUGUGUGCGCUCAGGAUGCAGCUGUUUAUUGGUCUGCGAUCAGUGUGUGUCUACGGCCGCCAUGUCAUCCUGCUCUCCACCGCUGACACAGACACACCAGAGGAGACCGAACGCACCACACAGCGCAGAGGCCUCGAGUUGAAAGAGCACACCAUGCUGACUGGUAUUUUCCUGGCGGUGGGAAUCGAUCCCGCAACCACGCCAGCUCUGGAGAGCCUCCUAUCACGCCCCUUCCUGAGCAGGAAGUGGACAAUGUCUUCUCCCAAAGAAACCAGCACAGCGGGACACGGGUGGAACCUCUAUGUGGUCGACACCGUCUCCCCCCUCACUCUUUACCAAGAGAUGGUUGAAUACAGUCAGCGGUAUGCAGAGUCCAACCCUCAGGCCCAAAGCCUUCGGCACCUCCUCAGUGAAGCUCACCUCCUCCUCCGCGCCUCCUUACUCCAAACAUCGGGGCAGCAGCAGCACAGCGAGGGAGACCCCGCGGUGUCUCUGCAGACAGACACAGACACAGCUGUGCAGACAGACAGUCAAGAACUGGAAGAAGCACUCAGGCAGAACUGUGCACAGCUGGGAGACUGUUUCAGCAGGAGCGGUCAGAAGGACUGCCAUCUGGCUUUGCCGUACUACAGGAUGUCUGGUCUGCCUGUCACAGAGGUCAUGGCCAGAAACCGCCCGGUUCCCAGCAGCCCUCACUCCUACGGCCCCGGCUUCCUGUUUUACCUAAAGCAUUACCUGUUCGAAGAAACAGAGCAGUGCCUCAGUCAGGAAGCUGCUGAUGAGGUCAUAGACAUUUUCAGCCAAUCGGAGCCCUCGCAGCUGGUCAGCGUGUGUGCCAGCCCGCCCAUGGUAAACGUCAGUCCUGCCCGGACGAUGCAAAUCUUACAACAUCUGGAGGACACGGCCGGCGUGUCGGUUCCCCUGACGAUCACCAUGGCAACCAUGAUGCUGCUUUUGGACGACCUGCCGCGAUACACACAGAUGAUGGAAAGACACGCUGAGAUGCUGCUGGUGUACGGGUUCAUUGAGGAGUCCAGGCUGUUGCUGCACGGUGGAGGUGGAGGCCAGCACGCACACAUCCGCCCCACGGCGUUGACUCGCCAGUUGGCAAAGUCCCAACCGGGGCUGCUGGUGGCUGCCAUGGUGGCCCUACAUGAAAACAACAAAGUUCAACUGGAACAGGCUGAUCAAAUAUUCAAGGAGCUGGGCUGUGAGAAUUGCUUACAGGUGGAUUUCUGGGAGGCGAUGCUCAUGGCCUCCUCACAGGAAGCCGUCAUCCAGGAACUUCUGUUCCGAGUGGCGUCUGUCUACAUCGACCGACUGGCAAACUCAGAGCCUCCACCCACACCUUCAAGACGCAGGUCGCUGAAGAGCGCUGAAGAUCUGAUAAACUCCUGCAUCCAUUACGGUGCUCUGUACCCGUGGCUCACUGUUCUCAGUCCAGCUCAGACUACCAGCUCCCAACACCAGGAGGCGCUACACAAACUGCAGUCUCUCCUGUGUGGUCCGUCCCUGUCUGUGGGCUCCGUCGUGCCUCUUCUAGAGCGCCUGUCAGAGGAAACCUUAUGGGGCUUCAGCCUGCACCUCCUCUGUUCCACCAGAAGGGGGCAGUACGACAGCAGCAUUGAAAAGCUGCUGGACCGAUGUCCUCAGGCCAUCAUAGCCUACGCCAACCAUCAGUUACAAGACAAGAAUAUGGUGUUGUGGUGGCAGAAGCUGCUCCCUGAGCUUUGUAACAGGACAAGAGCUGCAUCAGACAACAGCAUCCUAUUGGCUGCUCUCAAAGAGACGCUGGUUGUGGUUGCCAUGGAGACGAGCCCCACAGAGUUUCUGGAGCUGAUACCUGACGACGGCACCGCCUCGUACUUCCUGCCACACCUGUUGACAUGCAGCCAGAAACACUUGCUGGCCUGACCCAAGCAUACACACACACACAGACACACAAACACAACACAACAUAACACACACAUUGAAUAGACAAAGACAAAGGGCUGACACUAUGACAAACACAUAGUGUCACUCCUUCUUGAAUGAAUGCGUGUCGAUGCACAGAAUGACUGCGGUACUCACUACUGCACCGGAGCAGUUGAGGGUUCAGUGAUUUGCUCAGAAGACCCUCAGCAGUGUGUGUUUGAGGAUGAUACAAGCUGACAACACUCACAACAUAAUCCUGGAUCUCUAAUCUCGACGCUAUGAGCAGCAUUUUGUUCUCAGACAAUCAAUGGACAGGUUUUUUCGUGUUUGUGAUGGCACAAAUACUUGACCACCUUUUGGAGUUUGAAGCAGUUAAAUUAAACAUUUAAUCAGCCACUCUGGUGAUGUAUCUGUUUUUAGCUGACAAAGUAUAUUAAAAAAAAGAAUAGAAUAUACAGGCUACACAAGAACAGACUGCAGUAUAUUAAAAAAGAUAUUAAAAAAAUGGUUUUAGGUUCCCCUUCAGGUUCCUGGUAGCUACGCAAUCCAUCUUAUAAAUGCAAUAUUCUUCUUCUUUCCUGGAUUUUUAGUUGUUGUUUGUACAUGGAUAUUGCUUUGCAUGAGUUUGGUUUGUCUUUCAUAUUUUUACUUGUAAUUUCUGUAACAGUUUUAAAGUAUGUUUGUUUGUAUCUCACACUGUCACAGCUGCAGAGACACAUGUCUAAACAUGUAAGUUAUAUACUGUAUGCGGUGACAAAAACAUUAAUGUUGAGCUACUAUGAGAAUUUAUUUUUUAUUUAUUAGCAGUUUGUAGUCCUAAAACUGGUCCUGCAAUCCUAAAAACGAAGAGUUUAAAGCACUUUAGAACUGAGGGGGCCACCACCAGAUUUUUGUCUAAUUUUUUGAUUCAGUAAAUGCAAAGAAAAAAUAAAUUAGAAAACCUUUA